AUGAUAUCCAUUCUGGCCCCGCGAAGCCUUCGACCGGCCUGGAUUGUAAUCACUGCGAUUGCGGCGGCAGCAGUACUCUCUUUAUUCCUCUUAUACACACCCCGACUACAGACCACUACCUCGAGAGUAGUAGCGCCCGAUCCCGUAAACCAUAUUGUGACUGACCCAAGCUAUGUGGAUAAUAGCACCACGGAAAAUGUCAGCCCCGUCAUUGCUGAUGGCGGUUUGAUCGACCAUCUUGCGCAAUACUUUAUUGACUAUCCGCUCCAACCACCAUACAAAGAGCAGUUCGGCGAGUUGGGCCAGCGAAGUCGAGUCUUGCGCGACUGGAUGACGCUAGCUGAUCAGUCACCAGAGUCCACGACCAGGGAUUUGUUGUUGAACGCUGCGGAGAAGGUUGCCGUCUCUUUAUACCCCUUUCUCGAUAAGUCUAAGGGGCAAAAUACCACUCAUAAACCUGUAGCGGAUCUCCGGGCGUCCUUUGAGCCAGGCUCAGCCGGUGUGGUCAUCCCGACCAGCAAUAAAACUCUCCGCUUCGCGGCCCACCUCAUUGGUACUCUGCGCUCGGUUCUAAAUUCAACUCUACCGAUUCAAAUCGUCUAUGCCGGUGAUGAGGAUCUCGGCUCGGAUGACAGGGCGCUUUUAUCAAAGGUUGUGGAGUCGGGCCCUCCACUCGAGUUUCUCGACAUUCUUACCGUCUUCGACGACUCAACAAUCCAGCUGCAGACGGGUGGUUGGGCCAUUAAGGUCUUUGCAGCCUUGGGCUCGCGCUUUGAACGAGUUAUUUUAGCCGACGCCGACGCCGUGUUUUUCCAGCCCCCAGAAGUCCUGCUUGACCAUGAGGCAUUUAUUCGCACCGGGGCUCUAUUGUUCCACGACCGACUCCUCUGGAAAGAUGUGUUUCCUGAGCGCAACGAGUGGUACAGGAGUCAAAUUCGGCAACCAAGUGCGGCGUUAGAUAAGUCCCUCGUCUGGACGCAGAAUUAUGCCGAAGAGGGCGAUUCCGGCCUAGUCGUCCUCGAUAAGAGCCGGAAUGAUAUUUUAGUCGGACUGUUCCAUAUUUGCUGGCAGAAUUCGCAUGAUGUGCGCGAGGAGGUUACAUAUAAGAUAACCUAUGGAGACAAGGAGACAUGGUGGCUUGGACUUGAGCUGACAGGUGCUUCUUAUGAGUUCUCGGGACACUACGGCGGGAUCGUUGGCUGGGACCAGGUGGAUAGUAGGGGCAGGCACAAGGUGUGCAGCUUCGUCAUUGCUCAUGUUGAUGCAAAGGAUAAACUCCUGUGGUAUAAUGGGAGUUUGCUGAAGAACAAGGGGAAAAGUAGUAUGACGAAUGAGUAUGAAGUCCCCACACACUGGAUGAUUGAUGCCGAAUGGGAAAAGGGUGCUCGUAAACAGGAUAUGAGCUGUAUGAAGGGAGGUGAAGUGAGGAACAUGACUCACUAUGAGUUCUCCAUUAUGGAACGAUCAAUCCAGUUGGCUAGAAGUCUCGAUGCUAUGAUAUACCCUGUGUCAAACGGAACCGAAAAGACAUGA
This is a messenger RNA of Aspergillus bombycis, 1533 nucleotides long. RefSeq names its product putative alpha-1,3-mannosyltransferase. Gene Ontology annotation, biological process: protein O-linked glycosylation. The record is from RefSeq and is a predicted model, not a curated record. Gene Ontology annotation, cellular component: Golgi apparatus. Bases 1 to 1533 code for a protein of 510 amino acids. NCBI's taxonomy places the organism in Eukaryota, Fungi, Ascomycota, Eurotiomycetes, Eurotiales, Aspergillaceae. Gene Ontology annotation, molecular function: alpha-1,3-mannosyltransferase activity. The transcript has a single exon.